This is a messenger RNA of Paramecium pentaurelia, 1431 nucleotides long. The record is from the annotation of a GenBank genome assembly. Lineage: Eukaryota; Ciliophora; Oligohymenophorea; Peniculida; Parameciidae.
AUGAGUUUAAAUAGUCCAAAAAUAUUUGGUAAUAGAUUCAUAUUCAAGAAAAAAUUAUCACAGGGUUCAUUUGGAAUAGUAUAUUUGGUACUUGAUAGAGCAACAAAUACUGAAUGUGCUUUGAAAGCAGAAAAAGAGGAGUAUGAAGAGACAAAAACUUUAGAUAGGGAAAUAGCAAUGCUAAUUUAAUUAGAUAAUGUUAUUGGUAUUCCAAAAUUGAUAUGGCAUGGUGUUGAGGGAUAAAUGUAAAUAAUGGCAAUAGAAUUAUUGGGCAAGGAUUUAGCAUAUUACAUUAAAUAAUAUAAGAAAUUUUCAUUGAAAUGUUGUUUACAAGUUUGUUAUGAUUGUUUAGAAAUUUUGAAAAAUAUUCACAAAAAAUUUAUAAUUCAUAGAGAUUUGAAACCAGAAAAUAUUAUGAUGUCUAAAGAAUUAGAUUAAAUAUACAUAGUCGAUUUUGGUAUAAGCAAGAUAUAUUUUGAAGCUGAUCAUAUGUAAAUAUUGUUCUUAACUAAGUUUCAUUAAGACCUUUUAGAGAAGACAAAGAUUUUGUUGGCACAACAAGAUACGCAUCAAUUGCUGCUCAUAAAGGAUAUGAAUUAAGUAGAAAAGAUGAUUUAGAAUCUCUCUUCUAUGUGAUAAUUUAUUUUUUAAGAGGCAAUCUUCCAUGGUAGAAUAUGCCUGUGGAAGAUUGUGAGAGAAACCGACUAGUGGGAGAAAUGAAACAGACAAUUCCAUUAUAAGAAUUAAUUGGAAAUAAAUUACCAGAAUUAAUUAAAGCUUUUUCAUAUGUUAGAAAAUUAAAAUUUGAAGAACAACCUGAUUACGAAUAUAUCAAAAAUAUAAUUGAAGAAGCAGCUGAAAAUAAUAAUAUUAAAUUAGAUGGCUAUUAUGAUUGGAAUGAAGGGGUCAAACUUAGUAAGAAGUUAUCAGAAUCGAAAUUAUCAUAAGAUAAGAAGGAAUAACAUUCACCCAAAUAAUUAGCAAAUUGUACAUCCAAAAUUUCUAAUCAAGUAAUUUGGUCACUCUUUGAUAACUCCAUGUAAUUUCCUUAUUAGAAAAUAGUCCUUAAUCUCAAAAGAAUUUAUUAGCUCCACCAGAUAUCAAAUACAAUAGAGGAGAAGUCCGUCAUUUAACUAGUUCUUCUAAUAAUUCAUUUGUAAUGGGUUCACACAGUUCAAUGAGAUUGAAAUACUUACCAUCUUAAAUGAAUAAGAAAACUAAUACAGUUUUAAAAAGAAUUGUCUCUAUUGAAUUUAUAUCAAAUUAAGAAUCUAUAUAUAAUGAAUAAAUGGAUGAAAAUUUUGAAGAUUAUCCAUUACAAUUAAAAAUAAUGUAAGCAAAUUAAUUGCAAAAAAUGUAAGUUUUUAUUUGAUAAUUAGAACCUUUAAAAAAAGUAAUAAAUUUAAUUGUUCUUCAAAUUAAUCAGAUUGA